Dufourea novaeangliae is the source of this 408-nucleotide messenger RNA. RefSeq names its product pro-resilin-like. Gene Ontology annotation, cellular component: extracellular matrix. The record is from RefSeq and is a predicted model, not a curated record. Bases 1 to 408 code for a protein of 135 amino acids. The transcript is spliced from 3 exons. NCBI's taxonomy places the organism in Eukaryota, Metazoa, Arthropoda, Insecta, Hymenoptera, Halictidae.
AUGAUUCCAAAGGGACUUCUGUUAACGAUGAUGUUGGUAGGAAUCAUGAGCGAACCUCAAGGACCUGCCUAUCUACCGCCCCCAGGAACACGUCCACCCACCAGCGGAGGAGGAGGAGGCACUGGCCAUCCAGACGAGUGGGCUGGUGAUCCAGCGAACUACGAAUUCUCGUACGAGGUCCAGGAUGGAGUGGCUGGUUUAGACUUCGGCCACCACGAGUCGCGUAAAGACAAUGAGGCGUCCGGGACUUACCAUGUUUUGCUGCCAGAUGGCAGGACGCAGAUCGUCGAUUACGUUGCCGAUGGUGCUGGUUACCGACCAAUGGUACGGUACGAGGGAACAGCGACGUAUCCUGCCCCUGGAGCCUCCCCAGGAGGAUCGACCAACAGCGAGGGAUACCGAUAUUAA